Molecule: messenger RNA, 1630 nt
Organism: Heterobasidion irregulare TC 32-1
Lineage: Eukaryota; Fungi; Basidiomycota; Agaricomycetes; Russulales; Bondarzewiaceae
Product: MFS sugar transporter
Exons: 14
Coding region: 1-1509 (502 amino acids)
Biological process (GO): transmembrane transport; carbohydrate transport
Cellular component (GO): membrane
Molecular function (GO): carbohydrate:proton symporter activity
Source: RefSeq, a predicted model, not a curated record
AUGUAUACGACAUCCCUUCGAGGGAAGUGGUUGGUCAUUGCGAUCACAGCAUGCUGCUGCCAGGGAUUCUUAUUGCUAGGUUACGACCAAGGCGUGAUGUCUGGUAUUAUUGGUGCAGAUAAUCAGUUUGGACGCGACUUCGGGAAUCCAAAUCCUACGACGCAGGGAACGAUAGUCGCGAUAUACGAUAUAGGCUGUGCAGUGGGAAGCCUUUUUGUAUUUGUAUUCGGAGAACGCAUUGGGAGAAAGAGGAUGAUUAUGGCUGGCGCAAUCACUAUGAUCAUUGGUACCGCAAUCCUUACGAGCUCGACAACAAGGGCCCAGCUAUAUGCUGGACGAAUUGUGACUGGUAUCGGCAAUGGCUUCAAUUCGUCCUCCAUCCCUGUAUACCAGUCUGAAACAUGUGGAGCUCAUAUUCGUGGCUCUUUGGUGUGUCUCAACUCAACUAUCACUAUCGUUGGGCUUGUCAUAGCAUAUUGGCUGGACUACGGCAUGUCAUUCGUCAGCGGGCCUGCUCAAUGGCGUCUUCCGGUCGGCUUUCAAGCGUUCUUUGCGGUUUGCCUUCUUCUCCAAGGAAUGGUCCUCCCGGAUUCUCCCCGUUGGCUAAUCGCGCGCGGUAGGAUAGAGGAGGGCACAAGGAUAUUAGCCCAACUGGAGGAUAAAGAGUUAGACGACCCAGAAGUUCUCGAGAAGAAGAAAGAAAUCGAGGUAUCACUGAUGCAAGAGAGUGCUGGAGGGCCUUUCCGCUAUCGCGAGUUGCUCGAAGGAGGACCCUUGGGGAAUUUCAGGAGGAUAUGUCUGUGUGUGGGCGUGAACGUGAUGCAGCAAUUCACGGGAGCGAAUAUGAUCAACUAUCUCGCACCUAUUGUGUAUCAGAACACCAUGGGCUUGUCGCGUAACUUGUCACUUCUCCUUGGCGGUGGGACAGCAUGCACGUACAUGGUUGCUUCAUUUAUUCCCCUCUGGACUGUAGACCGAUUCGGCAGAAGACCUUUGUUGAUGAUUUCCGCGGCAGGACAAUCUCUAUGCUUCAUCAUCGUGUCAAUUUUGUUGUCAACAGGCUCGACAAACGCCGCGUACGGUGCGACGGCCUUCGUGUUUAUCUUCCAAAUCUUCCUCGGAAUAGGAUACCUACCAAUUCCGUGGCUGUACCCUGCCGAGAUCACUACGACGCGUAUCCGUUCGCGAGGCUCCGCCAUCGCAUCGUUCUUCAACUGGAUGUGCGUCUUCGCCGUGGUUGAGAUGACACCCCCAGCGAUAGCCAACAUCAACUGGAAAGUUUUUAUCAUAUUCGCCAUUACGAACGCACUAUGGGUCCCACUUGUAUAUGCGUUCUUCCCAGAGACGAAAGGCUUGGAGUUGGAAGAUAUCGACUACAUCUUCGAAAAGGGUGGAAUCACAGGCGGCGUGUGGUCAAGUAAAGGCGGAAGAACGGUGGAGAAGAGGAAACUCGCGAAAGACGUGGAGAUCAUGGAAAAGGAGAAAGACAGCAUGCAAGACAAGUCAUGAGCAUAACAACGCAUUUUCCCAAUCCCUCAGCCCACCGUAUUGUAUACUGACAGAAUCAGCUCUAGUCAUCAUCAUACAUAGCUAACAUAACUCAUUUACUGUAAUUGUAUCUUCUCAUUCG